AUGGACCCCUGGGUGUUGUCGUGCCUGCGCAACCGCGAAACCAGCAUUCUCUACCGUUUCCCCGAAGAAGUUCUGCUCGUCGUCCUGGAAAAGAUCCGAGACGGCAACGACCUUUUGUCGCUAUUCUGUCUCCGCCGGGUCUCGAGGCUGCUGCGCAGACUCGUCCAUAGCGACCCGGCUUUCCUCGCCAACUCCUUUCAGCGGCAUUCCGGUGCUACUAUUCGCCCCCGAUGUGGGCUUAGGUCGCCUAAUUUCGUGCAAUUUCGAGAGAAUUUCGCCGCGCUGGAGCUGCUAGGGUAUAAAAACGGGAAGUUCCCCCUGAUUCGGCUUCUCGAUCGGGACCGGGUGCUCAAGCAGGACGAGAAGCCCGACGAGAGAGUGUUGCAGUCUACCAAGAAAUCCUUCCCACUCUGUAAGCACAAAUCCGUCUAUGCGGACAAGGUACAUCAUAUUGCAUUAGAAAGGACCGGGGCUCGGUGGGAACGGGAACUAACCUCGGCACCGGCCGUCAUUGUUCGUUGCCAUCGCUGCACUGGGCGCUACGCCUGCAAGGCCUCCAAGAACAAAACGCGCAGCAGCAAGGAGUCCUCGCCUGUCGAGAGCUCGACGCCGCCAUCUACAAGUGCCGUCCUCCUUGUCAGCGUAUUUUCUGCCGACGUGGUCCUCAGAUGGAGCGGCCACAGACUGCUCACUGUGAAGAACGGAAAGCUCGACUCCCUGGAGCUGCGGGCCAUGUUCGACGAGUACGGAAAGGAGGGUGCGCCGUGGAUGGUUCCGGACGCGUCGGCCGGCUCGCCCUGGCGUCCGGAGAUGUGGUGCUUCGGCCCGGACGUCUGCUCCUGUGUACGCUACGGCCCGGCACCCGAGGACGAGGAGCAGGUGGCCGCAGACCCGGAUCGGUUCUUCCCUUCGCACAGCGUCAAGUUUAGACACUUUGCCUGGAACAGUCCCUGGACCGUGACUAUCCAGGAAUGCAUGGCACACAGGGCUGCGCGGCUCGAGGAGAGGGAGAAGAACCCGGCGGCACAGAGCCCCAAAACCCAGCAAAUCUGUUUCGAGACCGUAUACCAGCGCCACAUCCAUGUUCACUCGUCGGGGUUCGGUAAACUGUAGCCCGCAGGGCCCGGAACCACACAACAGGUGUAAUAGACGAGGUCAUAUGCCUCGGCGACCAACAUUCGAUGUCGCUCAUCCGUCGCAA
This is a messenger RNA of Lasiosphaeria miniovina, 1201 nucleotides long. RefSeq lists its product as uncharacterized. Gene Ontology annotation, molecular function: protein binding. Lineage: Eukaryota; Fungi; Ascomycota; Sordariomycetes; Sordariales; Lasiosphaeriaceae. Bases 1 to 1113 code for a protein of 370 amino acids. The record is from RefSeq and is a predicted model, not a curated record. The transcript has a single exon.